Messenger RNA from Rubroshorea leprosula, 773 nucleotides. The record is from the annotation of a GenBank genome assembly. Lineage: Eukaryota; Viridiplantae; Streptophyta; Magnoliopsida; Malvales; Dipterocarpaceae.
ACACUUACCUUAUGGAUUAAAGGUACAAAAUAAAAAAAACCCCUUUCUAAAUCUAAGUUUUGAUGAGUAAACAAGUGCGAGGGAACUAGAAGAUGAAUUUUUUGGGCCAUCCAUUCAGAAGGUGGUUUAGAAACCAAGUCGACAGAUUAUGGCCUAGUUUCUCUCACAUGUUGUACGCAUUUCUGCAUCUGAGAAGUGAGAACGUUGUCUUCCCCACGCACAAAGAUCAAAGUUUCAUCCAGAGUCUUUUGCACAGUCAAAGAGAAAUCAAGAAACAAAUUUGGCAUCGACUGAGUGCUGUUUCCGGGACAACCUUCAUUUCGAUGGCAGACGGCAAAGUCAUUGAUCCUAAGAUAUACCUUGAGGAAUCUUGCAAGCCUAAAUGUGUGAAGUCUUUAAUUGAAUAUGGGGGAUGUGUAAAGAGGAUUGAUGGUGAUGAUACCGGAAGCAAGCAUUGCACUGGACAGUAUUUUGACUACUUGUCCUGUGUUGAUAAAUGCGGAAGUCUUAUCAUUGUUAUCUAAUGCAUCAUUUGGUGGUUGUCCUUUUACAUCAGUUGAGUUCUGGAUUUCGGAAUGCAGGUCGCACCAAAGCUCUUCUCAAAAUUGAAGUAACUGGGAAGUUGUUAAGAGUGCCUUACUUUGUUUCUGGUCCUAUUCGCUCUCAGUGAUGCAGAUAACUAGGUUGUAUCUGAACAACUUAAACAACUUAUCCUCAUUAGGGCUCCUCCCUUUUGAAAAUGGAGCUUUUCUAAUUAAAAUAAGUUAUGUGUU